This is a messenger RNA of Loxodonta africana (African savanna elephant), 7700 nucleotides long. It is a transcript of the gene TBC1D17, whose product is annotated as TBC1 domain family member 17. The record is from RefSeq and is a predicted model, not a curated record. Gene Ontology annotation, molecular function: GTPase activator activity. The transcript is spliced from 14 exons. Lineage: Eukaryota; Metazoa; Chordata; Mammalia; Proboscidea; Elephantidae. The coding region runs from base 149 to 1738 and encodes 529 amino acids. Gene Ontology annotation, biological process: activation of GTPase activity.
UCUGAAAGAUGGUUUCGCCCACUCCUGCUCCAGAACGAGCAGGAGUGCUACCACUAUCCGCACUUGAGGGGGAGUCUUAUUUCCGGAUGUGACACUCGGUUUACGCGGAAAAGGAGGCUGCCGGGGCAGUGGAGCCUUGGCGGCGGAGAUGGAGAGUUCUGGUUACAGGGUGGUGUUUGAGAAGGGAGGCGUGUACUUGCACACCAGUGCCAAGAGACACCAGGACCCUGACUCACUCAUCGCCGGCGUCAUCCGUGUCGUGGAGAAGGACAAUGACGUGAUUCUACACUGGGCUCCUGUGGAGGAGGCCGGAGAUUCCACCCAAAUUCUUUUCUCUAAAAAGGAUUCCUGCAUAUCUGAGGAGGAACCGACCUUUGACCCUGGCUAUGAACCUGACUGGGCCGUCAUCAGCACUGUGCGACCACAGCCCUGCCACUCAGAGCCCAAAAGAGUUGCAGAGCCCAGCUCCUCCCAGGGCUCUUGGGCCUUCUCUGUGAGUCUGGGGGAGCUCAAGUCCAUCCGCCGUUCCAAGCCAGGCCUGAACUGGGCCUACCUGGUCCUGGUGACCCAGGCCGGAGGCUCCCUGCCUGCCCUGCACUUCCACCGUGGGGGCACCCGCGCCCUGCUCCGCGUUCUCAGCCGCUACCUGCUCUUGGCCAGCUCGCCACGGGAUUCCCGCCUCUACCUUGUCUUCCCCCACGACUCUUCUGCCCUUUCCAACUCCUUCCAUCACCUUCAGCUCUUUGACCAGGACAGUUCCAACGUGGUGUCUCGCUUUUUCCAGGAUCCCUACUCCACCACCUUCAGCAGCUUCUCCCGUGUAACCAACUUCUUCCGGGGGGCCCUGCAGCCACACCUGGAGGGGGCCUCCUCCGACCUUCCUCUGCCACCAGAUGAUGAGCCAGAGCCUGGGUUUGAGGUCAUUUCGUGUGUGAAGCUGGGGCCACGGCGGCCCGUGAAGCGGGCCCCCCCAGUCACAGAGGAGGAGUGGGCCCUUCAUGUGGGCCCUGAGGGCCGCCUGCAGCGGGUCCCUGAGCUGAAGGCCCGGAUCUUCUCGGGGGGUCUGAGCUCCAGCCUAAGGCGUGUGGCCUGGAAGUUCCUCCUGGGGUACCUCAGCUGGGAGGGCUCAGCUGAGGAGCACAGGGCCCACGAGCUCCAGAAAACGGACGAAUAUUUCCGCAUGAAGCUGCAGUGGAAGUCCGUGAGCCCUGAGCAGGAGCGGAGGAACUCGUUGCUGCAUGGGUACCGCAGUCUCAUAGAGCGAGACGUGAGCCGCACCGACAGGACCAACAGAUUCUACCAGGGCCCUGAGAACCCAGGCCUGCACCUGCUGAACGACAUCCUCCUCACUUACUGCAUGUACAAUUUUGACCUUGGCUACGUCCAGGGAAUGAGUGACCUCCUCUCCCCGAUUCUCUAUGUCAUUCUGAAUGAGGUGGAUGCCUUCUGGUGUUUCUGCGGCUUCAUGGAGCUUGUGCACGGGAACUUUGAGGAGAGCCAAGAAACCAUGAAGCGGCAGCUCGGGCAACUCCUGCUGCUCCUGCGGGUGCUGGACCCGCCACUGUGUGACUUUCUAGCCCGAAGGUACUCAGCUCUCUUGCUUCGUGGGCCAGCGAGCCUAGGUCUGCCAAGUACCCAGAGGCACUCUGCUCUGCCAGCAGGCCUCCUGCCUGAAGGCUCUCAACUCUCACUCCGUGGGCCAGAAUGCCCAGCAUGCCAUCUCCUGCUGGUUUCCUGAUUUUGCUGCUGCCAGUUGUGUGUCAUGCCUGCUGCCGCUCCUCGCCAUGUGGUGCCAUCACCGGUGUUACAGCUCUUUGUAUCCUUUGCCUAGUGACUCCAACAUGAUGACUGGGUAAGACUAUGUAAAUGAGGUACCUGGGCCCACCAAAGAGACUGGACAGCUUGCUAAUAAUCCAAAUAAGGUGCAUGGAACCCUGAGGGCAGAAUAUGCAAAUAAGAUGUAUGGAGCCCUAACAAGGAGAUUGGUCGGUUUUGCCAUCCUGCUAGGCUUAAAAGAACUAAUUCCAGAACCAGGGCUGGGGAGGGAACCUCACUACCACCAAGAAAGAAGAGCCAGGAGUGGGGUGCGUUCUUUGGACCCAGGGUCCCUACACUGAGAACCUCCUAGACCCAUGAGACAGAGAGAGCUGUAGCACCAGAGACAACACGAGACGGUGAGAUGUGGCAGCAAGCAUUGCAGAGAACCAGCAGCAGCAGAACGAAGAGACCAGCAGGAGAUGGUGCUGUGGGUUUCCUGGCCCAAGGAGCGAGAGAGCUGAGCACCUUCAAGCAGGAGGCUUGCUGGCGGAGUGGGGUGCCUCCGGGAACUUGGUGGAGCUAGGCUCCCUGACCCACAGAGCAUGAGAGCACCUUUGGGCAGGAGGCUUGCUGGCGGAGUGGGGUGCCUCUGGGCACUUGGUGUCAGAAUUGGUAAAAAGGUUGAAGAGAGAGAUUAUGUUUGAGUUCUGCUUCAUAGGAAUAAGCUUUGGACUAAUGCUGGUGGUGGUUCUGUCCCCGCCAUGUGAAGUUAGAGAAGGUCAGGUGCCCCCACCACAUCAUUUUACAUCAGCUGUCCCUCCCAUGGCACUUUCUACUUCUCUGCUGGGUUCCAUAAUUCCUUGUCAUGACCAUGUAGAACUUAUAGACAGUACUCACAAUUACGGGGUUUAUUAGGGAAGUAACAGGUUACAGUUCAGGAUCAGGAAUGACUCAGGUUACAGCUCUUUGGUCAACACAGCUUCUUGGCCAUGCCCAUAGGCAGGCCCCUCCCUGGCCUUUGGCCUUUUGGUCCCUCAGGCCUCUUGGGCUAGCCUGGCCUCUGCCCUGUUCGGGCAGGCUCUUUAGCUCCACUGAUAAGUGCCAAGAGUCACUAAGCUUUGACCCGAAGGUACUCAGCUCUCUUGCUCUGUGGGUCAGCAAGCCUAGGUCUGCCGAGUACCCAGAGGCACCCUGCUCUGCCAGCAAGCCUCCUGCCUGAAGGCUCUCAGGGCUCACUCCAUGAGCCAGAAAGCCCACUGUGCCAUCUCCUGCUGGUUUCUUGGUUUUGCAGCUGCCAGUUAUCUGUCAUGCUUGCUGUUGUUUCUCACUGCAUGGUGCUAUCACUGGUGUUACAGCUUUUUGUCUCUUUUGUCUAGAAGACAUCAAGCACAGGGACCCUGGGUACAAAGGGUAUGCCGUGCUCAUAGCUCUUCUUUUUAGUGGUAGUGAGAUUUCCUCUUUCUACCUCUGGGAUGGGUCAUUUUAAGCACAGCAGGAUGGCAGAACUCAACAAUACUCGCUAGGGUUUCAUACAUCUUACUUGCAUUGUCCCGCCCCCACAAGGGUGUCAUGUACCUUCUUUGCAUUAUUAGCAAGCUAUCCAAUCCCCUUGGCAGGCCACAAGCACCUUAUUUGCAUAGUCCUACCCAAUCAUCUCCCCACAUGUCUGUCAGUUGGUUGUACUGUGGUGGCUUGCAUGUUGCUGUGAUGUUGGAAGCUGUGCCACCAGUAAUUCAAAUACCAGAAGGGUCACACAUGGUGCACAGGUUUCACUGGAGCUUCCAGAGUAGGAAGAAGGACCUGGCGGUCCACUUCUGCAAAAAUUGGCCAGUAAAAGCCUUAUGAGUGGAACAUUGUCUGAUACAGUUCUGGAAGAUAAGCCUUUCAGGUUGGAAGGCACUCAAAAUAUGACUAUGGAAGAGCUGUCUCCUCAAAAUAGAGUUGACUUUAAUGAUGUGGGUGGAGUCAAGCUUUUGGAAUCUUCAUUUGCUGAGGUGGGUGGCAUGACUCAAAGUGAGAAGAAACAGCUGCAAACAUCCAUUAAUAACUGAAACAUGGAACAUACAAAGUAUGAAUCUAGGAAAAUUGGAAGUCAUCAAAAAUGCAGUGGAAUGCAUGAACAUCAAUAUCCUGGGCAUUAGUGAGCUGAAAUGGAUUGGUAUUGGCCAUUAUGAACCAGACAGUCAUAUGGUCUACUAUGCCGGGAAUGACAGAUUGAAAAGGAAUGGCGUUGCAUUCAUUAUCAAAAAGAGCAUUCUGGGAUCUAUCCUGAAGUACGAUGCUGUCAGUGAUAGGGUAAUAUUCACAUGUCUACACGGAAGACCAAUUAAUACAACUGUUAUUUGAAUUUACACACGCAACCGCUAAUUUCAAAGAUGAGGAAAGAUUUUUAUCAACUUCUGCAGUCUGAAAUUGAUCAAACAUACGAUCAGGAUGCAUUAAUAAUUACAGGUGAUUAAAACGCAAAAGUUGGAAACAAGGAUCAGUGACUGGAAACUGGCCUUGAUAGAAAUGAUACCAGAGAUUGCAUGAUAGAAUUUUGCGAAACCAACGAGUUCUUCAUUGCAAAUACCUUUUUUCAACAACCUUGCCAGAUGGAAUACAUAGGAAUCAAAUGGACUACACUGGUGGAGAGAGAUGAUGGAUAAGCUCAACAUCGUCAGUCAGAACAAGGCCAGGGGCUGACUGCAGAACAGACCAUCAAUUGCUUACAUGCAAGUUCAAGCUGAAGCUGAAGAAAAUUAGAGCAAAUCCACAAGAGCCAAAAUACGACCUUGAGCAUAUCCCACCUGAAUUUAGAAACCAUCUCAAGAAGAGGUUUGAUGCAUUGAACACUAAUGACCGAAGAACGGAUGAAUUGUGGAAUGACGUGAAAGACAUCAUACAUGAACAAAGCAAAAGGUCAUUAAAAAGACAGGAAAGAAGAAAUAAUGAAGUAAAAGAGCUGAACAGAAGAUUCCAAAGGGUGGUUUGAGAAGACAAAGUAAAGUAUUAAAUUAAGUGUGCAAAGACCUGGAAUUAGAAAAACGAAAGGGAAGAACACGGUUGGCAUUUCUCAAGCUGAAGGAACUGAAGAAAAAAUUAAAGUCUCAAGUUGCAAUAUUGAAGGAUUCUACAGGGAAAAUAUUGAAGGACACAGGACCGUCAAAAGAAGAUGGAAGGAAUACACAGAGUCACUGUACCAAAACGAUUUGAUUGAUAUUCAGCCAUUUCAGGAGGUAGCGUAUGAUCAGGAACCGAUGGUACUGAAGGAAGAAGUCCAAGCUGCACUGAAGGCAUUGGCAAAAAACAAGGCUCCAGGAAUUGACCGAAUACCAAUUGAGAUGUUUCAACAAACAGAUGCCAUGCUGGAGGUGUUCCCUUGUCUGUGCCAAGAAAUUUGGAAGACAGCUUCCUGGCCAACUGACUGGAAGUGAUUCAUACUUGUGCCCAUACCAAAAAAGUGAUCAACAGAUUUGCGGAAAUUUUGGAGUGAUCUAUGAUUAGAAAUCAACUCGAUGGCAGAGGGUUUGGGGUUUUUUUUUUUUUUUGGUUUAUCGUUAAUGUGACACAGAAGUAAAAUUUUGCUGAAGAUGAUUCAAAAGUGGUUGCACUACAGCCGAUGACUGCCCUGACAGGGAAGACAACAGAACCCCUGAGGGAGCAGGAGAGCAGUGGGAUGCAGACCCCAAAUUCUCGGAAAAAGACCAGACUUAAUGGCCUGACUGAGACUAGAAGGACCCUGGUGGUCGUGGUCCCCAGACCUUCUGUUAGCCCAGGACAGGAACCAUUUCCAAAGCCAAGUCUUCAGACAUGGAUUGGACUGGACAAUGGGAUAGAAAAAGAUAGUGGUGAAGAGUGCGCUUCUUGGAUCACAUAGACACUUGAGACUAUGUUGGCAUCUCCUAUCUGGAGGGGAGAUGAGAGGGAAGGGGGGUUAGAAGCUGGCAGAAUGGACACGAAAAGGGAGAGUGGAGGGAAGGAGCGGGCUGUCUCGUUAGGAGGAGAGCAAUUAGGAGUAUAUAGCAAGGUGUAUAUAAAUUUUUUUGUACGGGAGACUGACUUGAUUUGUAAACUUCCACUUGAAGCACAAUAAAAAUUAAAAGAAAAAUCCUCGAGAAAAAAAAAGUAGUUGCAGCAGCAGUACAUUGACAGGGAACUGCCAGAAGUUCAAGCUGGAUUCAGAAGUGGACGACAUGGAACAAGGGAUAUCAUUGGUGAUGUCAAAUGGAUCUUGGCUAAAAGCAGAGAAUACCAGAAAGAUGUUUACUGGUGUUCUACUGACUGUGCAAAGGCGUUUGACUGUGUAGAUCAUAACAAAUUAUGGAUAACAUUACGAAGAAUGGGAAUUCCAGAACAUUUAAUUGUGCUCAUGAGGAGCCUGUACAAACACCAAGAGGCAGUUGUUCAAACAGAACGAGGGGAUACUGCAUGGUUUAAAGUCAGGAAAGGUGUGCAUCAGGGUUGUAUCCUUUCACCAUACUUAGUCGGUAUGCUGAGCAAAUAAUCUGAGAAGCUGGACUGUAUGAAGAAGAACAGGGCAUCAGGAUUGGAGAAAGACUCAUUAACAACUUGCAAUAUGCAGAUGACACAACCUGGCUUGUUGAAAACUGAAGAGGACUUGAAGCCCAUUCUGAUGGGGAUCAAAGACUACAGCCUUCAGUGUGGGUUACACCUCAACAUAAAACAAAAAUCCUCUCAGCUGGACCAAUAAGCAACAUCAUGAUAAACAGAAAGAUUGAAGUGGUCAAAGAUUUCCUUUUACUUGGAUCCACAAUAAACGCCCAUGAAAGCAGCAGUCAGGAAAUCAGACGACAUAUCGUAUUGGGCAAAUCUGCUGGAAAAGACUUCUUUAAAGUGUUCAAAAACAAAGAUGUCACUUUGAUGACUAAAGUGUGCCUGAUCCAAACUUUGGUAUUUUCAGUUGCUUCAUAUGCAUCUGAAAGCUAGAACAGUGAAUAAGGAAGACCAAAGAAGAACUGAUGCGUUUGAAUUACGGUGUUGGCAAAGAACGUAUAAAUUUGUCUUAGAAGAAGUACAGCCAGAAUGCCCCUUAGAGGUGAGGAUAGCGAGACUUAGUCUCACAUAUUUUGGACGUGUUAUUAGGAGGAACCAGUCCCUUGAGAAGGACGUGCUUGGUCAAGCAGAGGGUCAGCAAAAAAGAGGAAGACCCUCAAUGAGAUGGAUUGACACAGUGGCUGUAACAGUGGGUUCAAACAUAAAAACAAUUGUGAGGAUGGCACAGAACCGGGCAGUGUUUCUUUCUGUUUUAAAUAGGGUCGCUGUGAGUUGGAACCAGCUUGGGCGGCACCUAAUUACAACCGAAUCAUUUGGUGGAGUUACCAGACCAUGGCGAGAAGGGACAUAAAAGCGAUCCAUUGCAUCACAAGCACUCUGUGCCAGGUGCAAAGCCAAAUGCUUUAUGGAUGUUUCCUUCUUGAAGCUUUAUGACUAUCCUGGGGAAGGAGACAUACCUGGGCUCCCUUCAUCCAAGAGGAAACUGAAGCCUAGAAUGUACCUGUCACUUCCUGGGCUCCUUAGACCUAAACUCGCCGCAUAUUAUUAAAAGUCUUCUACAUUCUAUCGAUUGCAGGGUAUUUUGUCUGUACUUUAAUUUAUUUGGAGUCCCUGGGUCAUUCAAACAGUUAAUACUCAGCAGCUAACCGAGAGGUUAGAGGUUCGAGUCCACCCAGAGGGACCCCAGAAAAAAGGCCUGGUGACCUAUUCCUGAAAAACCAGCCAUUGAAAACCCUAUGGAGCACAGUUCUAGUCUGACUCGCAAGGGGUUACAAUGAGUCAGAAUCUACUGAUGGCAACUGGUUACUGGCUUAAUUCAUUUUACCUGAUCUCUUAGACAUUUAGGUUAUUUGCAUUUUUUUUUUUUUUAAAUUGUGGUCUGGAUGAUGUCUUUACAUUCUUUUGCAUCACUGCCUUCCUGAAAAGUUAUACAAACAUAUUUUUGU